Puntigrus tetrazona (Sumatra barb) is the source of this 2201-nucleotide messenger RNA. RefSeq names its product SH3-domain GRB2-like endophilin B1a (gene sh3glb1a). The coding region runs from base 170 to 1252 and encodes 360 amino acids. Gene Ontology annotation, biological process: membrane organization. The record is from RefSeq and is a predicted model, not a curated record. The transcript is spliced from 9 exons. NCBI's taxonomy places the organism in Eukaryota, Metazoa, Chordata, Actinopteri, Cypriniformes, Cyprinidae. Gene Ontology annotation, molecular function: protein binding. Gene Ontology annotation, cellular component: cytoplasm; membrane.
AGAUCUGUGGGUGGAUCUUCCUCUUCUCCGCCGGCUGUUGCUUCAGUCAUACUUUCACAAACACCGGGCCGUUGUAUUAAAGUAUACAAUUGAUGCAAUCAUAUUUAUUUACAACAUCCGAGCGCGCGCACUUAUAUUUAAUAAUUAGUCUUACGUAGAAAACGUAAAGAUGGAUUUUAACGUGAAGAGACUGGCGGCGGACGCUGGUACUUUAUUCAGUCGGGCGGUGCAAUUCACAGAAGAAAAAUUCGGCCAGGCUGAGAAGACCGAGUUGGAUGCACAUUUGGAGAAUCUCCUCACCAGAGCCGAAACCACUAAACAUUGGACGGAGAAGAUUUUGAAGCAGACAGAAGUUUUACUGCAACCGAACCCAAAUGUCAGAAUAGAAGAAUUCCUGUAUGAAAAACUGGACAAAAAGGUGCCCACACGGAUGAACAACCAUGAGCUUCUGGGUCAGUCCAUGAUCGACUCUGGGAAUGAAUUUGGGCCUGGAACAGCCUACGGAAACGCUCUGGUAAAGUGCGGAGAGACGGAGAAGCAGAUCGGAGGAGCAGAGCGAGAGUUAAUUCAGAGCUCUGCCAUCAAUUUCCUCACGCCUUUCCGCAACUUUUUAGAAGGAGACUUCAAGACUAUAUUGAAAGAGCGCAAACUGCUUCAGAACAAACGACUGGACCUUGAUGCUGCAAAGACCAAGCUGAAGAAAGCCAAAAUGGCUGAUGCCAGAGCUCUGGCCGAGCAGGACCUGAAGAUGACACAGAGUGAGUUUGACAGACAGGCAGAAAUCACCAGGCUUCUUCUCGAAGGAAUCGGCAGUACGCAUGCCCAUCAUCUCCGCUGUCUAAAUGACUUUGUGGAGGCUCAGAUGACAUAUUACGCCCAGUGUUACCAAUACAUGGUCGACCUCCAAAAACAGUUGGGAAACUUCCCUUCGGGUUUCUCUUCCAACAACAACCAGUCGACGGCCAGCGGGGCGGCCAGCGUCUCCGUACCCAUCCUGCCGCUCACAGGCACUCUUCCGGCCAGUACAGCCAAUGCGUCUUCAGGUUUCACCGAGCUGCAAAACUUCAGCGGAAGCCGUAAAGCGCGGGUGCUGUAUGACUACGAUGCCGCGGGCAGCAACGAGCUCUCCUUAUUGGCUGAUGAGGUGAUCAUGGUAAGCAGCGUUCCAGGCAUGGACUCUGAUUGGCUGAUGGGUGAACGUGGGAAUCAGAAGGGAAAAGUGCCUAUCACUUAUUUGGAGCUGCUAAAUUAAGAGAAAGAAGUGGUGUUGGAGCCGAAAGAGAGAACGUAUAGUGUAUUCCAGCUGUGCUGCGUACCAUAUAUGCAACCCUGACGUCUAGUGCUGCUCACACGCAACAGUAUUUUAUCAAAUGUGACGUCUUGCAGUCCCAGAUGGGAAGAGGUUCUAACCAGACGAGUGUUUACAAAUGAAUUAAUGCAGAUAUAUUUUAGCUUUUGAUGUGACAUGCCAAGAAAAAAACAAGCAGGAGUGUCUUAUUUGAGUAUUUACAUGUGUUUACAACACGCAAGUAUUAAGACUGAUUGUCAUUUUUAUGAAUUUUAAAGUGGUUUCCGACCUUUACAUGAUUUCAUUUCAGGUUCUAGGACAUUUCAGAGGAAUUCUUGUAGAGUUGGAGACGUAAAUAUGCCAUAAUUUAUUUUCAGGGUGUCGUAUGCGGCCCCAACGUAGCUGACAUGUGCCUCGACUUUUAUCUUCUGCGGUUUACAUUUCUCUUGUUGGGCACACAAAGAAAAUGCUUUAUUUGCACGCAGACAGCCUUUCGUUUUAUGCAUUAUGAAACUGUCCUUUAUAUACAUGCAGUCUUCAUAAACCAUGUCAAGCAUACAUCCAGUUAUGAUACAAGUAUUCAAUUCAUGAUAAAAACAAAUUCUAUUUACUGAUAACUGUACUUUAUAUAUAUAUAUAUAUAUAUAUAUACCCAUGUGCCUUACAUUUGUCUUAGAUUUGAUGUUUUUAAACUGUUAAAGCAAAAAAAAGACAUUGUUGAGAGAUGAGUGCUAAUUUUACGCAUAUUGUGCCAUCCUUUAUUGAAAAUAAAAGCACAAUUGUUUUGUUUUCUCUGAUAUUUACAGUAUAACUGCAAAAGCAAAGGUUUUCUAACUGCUUAAAUUCUGUGAUUUACUACCAUAGAUUUAUAAACAACGGUUUUGUUACAUAAUAAAAAUGUGUAGAGUUUUUA